Molecule: messenger RNA, 1090 nt
Organism: Aspergillus fijiensis CBS 313.89
Lineage: Eukaryota; Fungi; Ascomycota; Eurotiomycetes; Eurotiales; Aspergillaceae
Product: GNAT family N-acetyltransferase
Exons: 3
Coding region: 311-997 (228 amino acids)
Molecular function (GO): acyltransferase activity, transferring groups other than amino-acyl groups
Source: RefSeq, a predicted model, not a curated record
UACCCAGUAACUUAUCUUAUCGCCUCCCGCUUAUCGGGGAACCUGCCCGCUGCCCGCUGCCCGCUGCCCGCUUGCCUCCGAAAAAUAAAUUCCGCUUCCCCUUCCCCGCGCAUACGCCGCGCCCUCCGAUUGACACCGGCCUUUCUUUUUUACUUGUCCUAUAACUUACCCUCCCCUCAACCGAGCACUUAACCAACUAUAUACCUGCCCCUCCCCAUCCCCAUCCUCAUCCUCAUCCUCAUCCUCAAUCCAGUUCCUUCCCUCCAAACCAAUCUCCACAAGCAAAGCACCCAAAAGAAAAAAGAAAAAAAUGCCCGCCCUCCUCGAAGACCCCCUCACCACCCUCCCCGCGCCGACGGCCGCGCAAACCGCCGCACCCACCCUAAACCCCAAAAAGGCCGUCCUCAAAGACAGCACCACGCCGGUCACCCUGUACCCCAUCGCGGGGGGGCCGUCCACCGUCCCCGAUUCGCUAAUAGCGUACCUGCACCGCGAGUUCAGCGCCGAGAUCGUCCGCGGCAGCACGUACCCGAUGGAGGAGCCGAUGACGCUGGAGCAGUACCGGACUUAUUGGUUUGGGACGUUUGCGGUGAUUGCUUUGGUUGAUGAUGAUGCCGACAGUCAAGGCGACGGGGAAGGGCGGGGCCUGGGCCUGGUGGAGGGCCGGGAUUGGGAGCGCGUGUGCUUGGGGACGUUUUACGUGAAGCCGAAUUAUCCGGGUCGGUGCUCGCAUGUCUGCAACGCUGGGUUCUUUACGACUCCGGCGGCUCGAGGGCGCGGCGUGGGCAUGGUGAUGGGCCGGACUUAUUUGGAGGUUGCGCCGGUGUUAGGCUACAAAUACUCCGUCUUCAACCUCGUCUUCGCCAACAACACCGCCUCCAUCAAGAUCUGGGAGAAGCUGGGCUUCCAGGUCAUCGGCCGCGUGCCCCGCGCCGCGCGCCUGGCUAACAGCGCGGAAUUGGUCGAUGCGUUGAUCAUUGGCCGGGAUCUGGUCUAAAGCACUUCUCCGACUCGCUGCACAUAUACCCCAACCCCACUGGGCAACACGGGAAGCAACAUGUAAAUAUCCUUGUUCCACUUGGCCUGUGAU